AUGGGUCGUAUGCACAGCCGCGGUAAGGGUAUUUCAGCUUCUGCCCUACCUUACAAGAGAACUCCUCCCAGCUGGCUCAAAAUCUCCGCUCCAGAUGUUGAGGAGAAUAUAUGCAAGUUUGCAAAAAAGGGAUUGACUCCAUCGCAGAUUGGUGUAAUCCUUCGUGACUCUCACGGAAUUGCUCAGGUGAAGAGUGUCACCGGAAGCAAGAUCCUUCGUAUCCUCAAGGGUCACGGGCUUGCACCAGAAAUCCCCGAGGAUCUGUAUCAUUUGAUUAAGAAGGCAGUUGCAAUUAGGAAGCACUUGGAGAGGAACAGGAAGGACAAGGACUCCAAAUUUAGGUUGAUUCUGGUGGAGAGCAGAAUUCAUCGCCUUGCCCGCUACUACAAGAAGACCAAGAAGCUCCCGCCCGUCUGGAAAUACGAGUCUACCACUGCCAGCACACUUGUGGCAUAG
This is a messenger RNA of Fraxinus pennsylvanica, 456 nucleotides long. Lineage: Eukaryota; Viridiplantae; Streptophyta; Magnoliopsida; Lamiales; Oleaceae. The record is from the annotation of a GenBank genome assembly.